AUGUAUUUCGUAGGAAAGAAAAAAAGCGAGAAAAAGGAGGAGCAAGUGCCUCCCUUGAGUUCUUUGAGAAUCAGCGAGGAACCUAGUACUUCUCAAGCUCAGCCGGUUACGCAACCCCCAGCUUCGACUCAACCUACAGCCGUAGAACCUGAAGAAGAAAACUUAGGCUUAGGCUUAGACGGUGGUUCAAAAAAACGAAGACCUCGUAAGAAAAAGGAACCCGCUACAGUUGCGAAAACAUCAAGUUCAGCAGAUAUACAGGCGCCGGAUGAUUCCAAGCCGGCACACCCUCAGCCCGCUGUUGUUCCACUUGAAACACGAGAUUUAAGUCAAAUGGCUUCUCCUACAGGGAUCAGUAGUGAGCCAUCUCAUGGCAAAGGAGGGCCUUCACAUCACCAACACGCACCUGGUCCACAGGAACAAUCCAGCGGCGGUUUCGAUCGCGGUCGCGGUCGCGGUCGCGGAACUGUAGCUCCUUUUGCAAAGGCCCCCGUUGUAGGUUCCCACCACCAACGUCAAGAAGGUAUGCCACAGUCACAAGGCUGGGGUCGCGGACUACCACCGCAGCCAGCUUGUGAACAAAAACCUUCAAUGCCUUGGGGACCGCCACCGCGAGGCUCUGGAGAUCAAUUUACACAGGCCACCGUUUUAGGUGCACAGGCACAAGUGGGCGCUGCAGCUCCACUAACACCAGCAGCUCCACAACAAUCCAGCGGUGGUCGCGGUCGCGGUCACGGUCCUGGUCCCGGUCCCGGUCCCGGUCGCGGUCCAGGUCAAAGAGAUGUAAUUCCACAAGCUACCCAUGCUCCAGUCGCUAUGACACCACAGCCAGCUUCCGCACGACCACCCAGUAAAGAAGAUGACAGGACGUCGCCGACUUUGUCAUUAAAUAAAAUGCCAGUAGCCAUACGCCGCCCAAGUGUUCCUGUUAGAAAUAUUGUUGUAUUGACAAAUUAUCUACCAAUGACGCUUCAAUUCAAAAAAAUCCAUCGUUACGACGUGGGAUUUAAACCGGAUAAACCAAAAAAAAUGAUACCACGCGUCUUCUGUAAAGCAAAAGCUGAACUUUUUCGGAACCAUACCCUUGCAUUCGAUCAAAUGAAAAAUUGUUACGCCAUUCAUCCGUUACCAGGAGUAAACGCUAAUACGCGUUUCGCUAAAGAGGUGGAGAUAUUAGAUGACAACGGGAAAGCUAUGAAAUUUGAGGUAUCUUUCAAAUAUACUGGACUUGUAGACUUGGACAGAAUCAACCAGUUUAUGACCUCUGGGGGUAGUUCAUUGAAUCCUCCCACUGAAGCAAUACAAUGCAUUGACGUGAUUUUGCGGCAGGGCACACUAGAGUCUUAUGUAAAGGCUGGAAGACAAUUUUUCAAACGUCCAUCUCGCCCAAUAGAUUUGGGUGAUGGAUUAGAAAUGUGGACCGGAUUGUUUCAGUCUGCUAUAUUUACAUCCACUGCGUUUAUUAACAUAGAUGUGGCUCACAAAGGAUUUCCGAAAAAGCAAAGCAUGAUCGAUGCCUUGACUAGAGAUUUUCGUUUGGAUCCUAGACAACCUUUGGAACAACAACGGAGAGAACAAAGAUCGGUCGAAAAUUUUCAUAAUUUCAUCAAAGGUUUGAGGGUUAAUGCAGUAAUUGCCGGCGACACGUCCAAUAGAGGUCAAAAACGUGAAUUCAUUUGUAACGGCGUAGUGGAUCCUCCCAAUAAACUAUACUUUACUAUGACGCAUCCAGAUGGUCGGCAACAGAAAAUGUCUGUUGCCGAUUAUUACCUGAAAGAGAAGAAAUGCAGACUUCAAUUUCCUAACCUCAAUUGCUUGUGGGUGGGCCCGAAAAAUAAAAAUAUUUAUUUCCCAAUGGAGUUACUGGAAGUCGUACCUGGACAGGCGCUGAGGAAGCAGCUCAAUGAAAUGCAGUUGUCGAAAAUGGUUCGUGAAGCAGCUACUCCACCAAAUAUACGUAUGCAGAAGAUCGAAGAUGUUAUAAAGGAUAUGAACUACGCCAGGAGUCCAUUAUUCAAGGAAUUUGGUUUAUCUAUCUCUGAAAAAUUUUUACAAGUUGAGGCUAAGGUACUGCAGCCUCCAAAAUUGAUGGUUGGGGCAGGAAGAACAGUUGAUCCCAGGAGGGGUGUCUGGCAAUCCAAUACUGUCCUGCAACCAGAGGUUCUUGGGUCAUGGGGUUUUAUAGCCAUUGAAGCCGACCCUCAACAAAGUAACUUCAAUGGCAUUAUUGACAUGAUUAUGCGUGUCGGUAAUCAAAUGGGAAUGAGAGUCUCGCCACCAAAAUGUACACACUUUAAUGUCCGGAUAAACGACCUUCUGAACAUUUUGUUUACGGCGUUAGAACGAGAUAUCAAUUUCUUGUUUAUUGUAGUCUCAAGAAGGGGUCGUGAUUAUUAUCAUAGAGUAAAGCGGUUGGCUGAACUUGAAGUUGGUAUAUUGACUCAAUGUAUUAAGGAAGAUACUGCUUCUAGGAGAAUGAAUGAUCAAACUGUUAGGAACAUACUGCUAAAGGUGAACGCCAAGUUAAUGGGUUUAAAUCAAGCAUUAGAUGGACGCAGUAUACCAGCGUGUCUCAAAGGCGCCCCAGUAAUGAUAGUUGGAGCUGAUGUCACACAUCCUUCCCCAGACCAGUCAAGUAUACCUAGUAUUGCAGCAGUCACUGCUUCAAUUGAUCAAAAAUGCUUCGUGUACAACAUUGAACUAUGUGUGCAGUCUCCCAAGAAAGAAAUAAUCGUGGAUUUCGAAGACAUGAUGGUUGAGCAUAUGCAAGUUUUUCGGAAGCGUCUGAAUGUAUUACCCAGAAAGAUAUAUGUAUUUCGUGAUGGUGUGUCAGAAGGGCAGUUUGAUCAGGUGAUUAACUACGAACUAUCAGCUGUAUACAAAGCAUAUCAAAGGUUGACUGGGAAAGCGGACAAACCUGAAGUGCUUUUCUUAUUAGUACAGAAGAGGCAUCAUACUAGAUUCUUCUCUCAUGCUGAGAAUGCUCAAAACGUUGAACCUGGUACUGUUGUUGACAAGCAUAUCGUGCACCCGAAGGAGCUCGACUUUUAUUUGGUGUCCCACCACGCUAUAAAGGGCACGGCCCGGCCGACGCGCUACCACGCCGUGUGCAAUGACGGCAGCAUCCCGCUGGACGAGGUGGAGCAGCUCACGUACUACCUGUGCCACUUGUACUCGCGCUGCACGCGUGCUGUCUCCUACCCCACGCCCACCUAUUACGCGCAUCUCGCCUGCCUGCGGGCCAAGUCGCUCACCUAUGGUGAUACAUUCAACAAUGAUGAGCUGGAGAGACGUCCCAAGAGAUUACACGUUUUGAAAAAAAUGCUUGAUUUCAGCCGAAUGUUUUUCGUGUAA
This is a messenger RNA of Parnassius mnemosyne (clouded apollo), 3354 nucleotides long. Lineage: Eukaryota; Metazoa; Arthropoda; Insecta; Lepidoptera; Papilionidae. The record is from the annotation of a GenBank genome assembly.